GUGACUUUCUGUGUGUGUUUUUAUGACUGCUUCCUUGUCCUCCACCCCAUCUAAUAAAACGUUAAAAUUAAAUCUCUGACCAACUUCCCCCCUCCUCUUUUGGCUUUUUGCAGUCACCGUCUAAAACACUUUUUUCUUUUUUUUUAAUGUCAGACUGUGUGAUUUGGAUUAGAAUGCACAACUACCAGAAAGGCCCAGCCAGACUGUAGGCCUUGGAGGAUCCCCAGCCUGGAGUACAGCCUAAGACCUGGGAUUGGGAAUGCAAGCAAGCAUGGCAGAGUUACUCACACAGGAGGAGGAGCAGGUAACGUAUCUUUGGAAACGAUGCAUUCGUGCACUUGAUGGUAUAUCUAGAUUUUAGAUGUAUAGAUAGUUUUGAAACAAAUGGAUUAUGUCUGCAUUUAAAUGACCAGAAAUAUUUUACAAUGUAUGAUGAAUAUAGGGAAAGAAAAAAACAAACAUUCUGCAUCUUUUCUUAAAAUGUAUCCGUAAUCCUGUAAUAUGCAUUAUUUUUCAUAAAUGUUCUGUAUUUUUAACGCAGGUAGAUAAAAGCAGUUGGUUAAAAUUUUUAUAAUUUGUAUUUUUUUUGCAAUAAGAGUAGCAAUAUAUUUAUGCAUGGAUGUGUGUACUUGUUCCUUGUUUAUUUUUUAAUUCCUUUUUUUUUUUUUUUCCCAUCCUUCCCUUUUAUCCUUCUCUUUAUUUUUAUAUUCGCUGACCCUUUUAGUUACCCUUGAUCCUUAAGUUUUGUUAAAUUUGUACUCUUGUUAUUGUCGUACUGCUUAUUUUGACUGCAGUACACCGUCCAUAUUUGUGCUCUUUUCUUUUUUUCUUUUUCCAUACCCUUUUCUUCUUAUCAUUUUUCACUCUUAUUUUUUUACGCUUUCUUGUAAUUCAAAAUAACUUAUCUGUCCUCCUUAAUUCUUCCUCCACACUUUCUUUGUUCUUUUACUGUUCUCUCUGUCUGGUUUGCCUGCUCUUGUGGUUAUGGUGCCUUCCCUCAGUAAGUUGUCAAGCCAUGCUAUGAUGUUAUGGCAACUUACCUGGGUGCCUGCACAACAUCAAUGAAGUCCAAUUUUCUCCAGCAUGCAAAGCCGAAUGUCUCUUUAAAGUAAAGCAGGACCGCUAUCAUUGGCUGAGAGUACCAACCAAUGAUCCAGGCCCUGCAUCUAUUUGCUUUACUCUAAAACCUCAUCUGGCUUGUCCUAUUGGAGAAGACAGGAUGAGGCAGAUGCCGUGCAGGACCCAGGUAGGCUGUCAAUCUGUGAUAACAUGGUUUGGAAUUUUACUCUGGCACAGUCCUAGGGCACUCAUUGCAUGAUAAACACUAUAGCAUACUGUAGUAGUUAUGGUGCUAGGAGUGUCCUUUCCAUCUAGGAGUAAGCUAUGUAUCCAAUUUAUUAGCAUGUUCUAAUUUAGGACACAAAAUACAAAUGCCAAUUUUAAAUCUUUCUUCUCUUCUCUACUCUUCUUUUUCUGUAUCUUAACUUUAUACUUCACUACACCCGGCAUCAGUUUUCCUUUACUAGGUCACUCUUCUUUUUUUGUUAUAUUUGUUUUUGUUGAUAGUGUUUAUUCUCUACCCAACCCCUUGUUUCUUAGGCCACUCAGCGGUUCCUGCAGGAGAUGAAUUCAUGGACAUCCUGUCACUCUGUGUCCCCUCUCUCUUGGGAUGUUGCAGUUAAAUUCCUGAUGGCGCGAAAGUUUGAUGUCGUUCGAGCAAUUGAGCUCUUCCAUUCAUACAGAGUGAGCACCACAUAUACUCUAGCUCAGAAACCUUCAGCACUCCAGAUGUUGGACUACAUCUCCCAUAAUUCUCUUAGAGCCAUAAUACUGAGCAAAACAUUAGAGGAGAUGUAGUCCACAAAAUCUGGAGUGCCGAGGUUGCCUACCCCUCCUCUAAUGGAUCUGUCACCUAUAUAAUUUUCAUCUUUAUAGGAAUUAGUCCCUUAUUUUUCAUUCUAUUUAUUUAUUUUAGCACCUAUUGUUCAAUGCAUAGUUUGCAGGGCUACGAGUGACUAUAAGUCGUGUGAUCGAUUUUCAUUUCCCAUUUCAUUUAUGAAACUUGUGUUAUGUAUAAACCGUGCAGCUGUAAUUAUAUUUAUGCUGUGUUUUCUGUGUAUACAGUGUCUGUUGAUAAAACACACCUUCCUACCAACAGGAAACUCGGCAGAGAGAGGGGAUUGUACGUCUGAAUCCUCUGCAGGAGCCAUUGCUGUCCGAGCUGCUGAGUGGCAAAUUUACAGUGCUGGUAAGAAGCUGAGGAUCUCGUAGUUACUGGCACAAAGGGGGGGGGUUAACCAUCGACCCUUUCCAACCCUUGGAAUAAAUUUAAUUAAAUUCACUCUCUUGAAUAUAGGUCGAUCUUUUGAAUAGAAAUUAUCCGUGUUUAUCACAUAUAUUAUGGAAAUUUUCUUAAAGUAAUAGGAUAAUUUUCAUGGUAUGUCGUAAUAUUGUAGGAAUCUACUGAUCUAAUAGGUGACAUUCCCACAAAUAUGCAGUUUAAUGCAUUUUACAGGGUUGUGAUGUCUUUAACUCUAUUAACUAAGCAAAGGAUACUCAAGGGGAAUAUAUAUUUUAGACAAAAGAAGUGAAUAGGGGGGAAAAAAUUACAGUUUGGAAAAUAUGCAAAUUUCUUGUCUCCACAAUUCAUGGUCCCUUUAUCAACAGCGAGUUGUGGUAAGUCGGUCAUUAAUUGAGCAAAAUUCUGUCUGUAGUGUAUACAUAAUAUUACAUAGUAUAUAUCUGUUGCCUGCUCCCACAAUUCUCUGUUUAACGAGUGGGGAGAUCACUGUAGACAUUCCAGCUGGUUCUGAUUGCAUGUUUGUCUCUAUUCUAGAGUGUCAGGGCUCCCUCUGGAGCUUCUAUAGCCAUCUUUACUGCCAAACUCCACCAUCCAGCAAGUAAGAAUAGCAGAGAGGUCCAGCAUACGGUGCUUCAAGCGCUCUUCUACUUACUGGACCGUGCCAUAGAGAGGUGAGCAUCCUAUAACCAGUAUGACAAAUCAUGUAAUGUGUUCCCCUUACAGAAUAGCCUACAGUUCUGAGAAUGUUCUACAUUAAAAAAAUGCCAUAACAAUAACCCCAUCUCUCUGCAAACACCUCCUCACCUGUUGGACACAUAUGUUAUAGCAAAAUGGCUCUGACGAUUAAUUAAAAAUAAAAUAAUCCACACCCCUGACCACAUUUGAUCACUUCCGCUGCAUACAGAUUCGCAGCUUUCUCAACGAACCACAAAAUAGGGCAGCCGCCACUACCAAACCAACGCAAUUGUAAAAAACAUGCCUCCACGCACCCAUACAGAAAGGACAAAUCACAAAAAUAUACUCAUUCUUAAACUCAAACUCCCCAGAGGACGCUCUCUUCUACACCAAGGCUUGGGAAAGAGAUAUAGGCCCCCCUGCAGACCCCACAGACUGGGCAGACAUAUGGGAAGCCACGGCUUCGCUUACCAUUUGCGUUAACCUUAAAGAGCAAGCCUAUAAAACCCUACUCAAAUGGUACCUCACGCCGCUCAGACUGAAACAAAUGGGCCUCGCCACCACAGACACAUGCUGGAAAGGCUGCACACAGAAGGGCACAUAUAUCCACCUGGUGGGAAUGUCCCCAAGUCCUACAAAUAUGGGAAAGAGUGAUCACGCUCGCGUCAGACAUAUUAGAAACAGACAUACCAAGAGACCCCUGGAUAUGGCUGCUCUCUAAACCUCACCCCCCCUCACCAGAGCGCAGAAUAAACUGGUGGCCAGACUAGCGUUGGCCACCAGAAGGACGAUAGCAGAACAAUGGGGCAAUCAGAAUACACCCCAACUAACCACUAUGAUCAACAAAACACAAGAAACAAUGGAAAUGGACAAACUAUCAGCCCUACUACACGACACAACACGAAACUUCCACAAGAUAUGGGACCCAUGGACCCAACACCACCUACAGGCACCAUAAGCGGAGGACCCGGGAACAAGCCGCGAUUCCUCCUCCUCCUCCCCCCCCCCCCAAAAAAAUAGACCCCCUACUGAUAGCACACUAGGACCCCAUAGGUCCCCCCAACCUCCCACACCCUACACAGAUCCCCCCACACCAACCUCACAAAUAAAAGCAUAAACACAAGACUAGGGAACUCACCCAACAUAAAACAAAAUACCACACCUCGUACAACAUGAUCGCCAGCAACAGAUACAAAUAUAAGGGAACAACCUCAGGCACUAGGCGUAGACUCGGAUCUCACCACACUGGUAACCCUCCACAUCUACAGCCUAAACAAGACGACCACCCAUGGGUCGAGACCACCAAACUCCCGCACUGACCGCACCCGCACACAAAACAGACAUGCCAAUCCAAACCCCAGACCCAAAUACAACCGAAAGAGACACAAACCUGACGAACACAACACAGGAAGAGCCACACACGCUCUCAGAGGCAAAGACGACAAGACCCAAAACCAAGUGGUAACCUUCACCUGAGACAUACAAAAACUGAACCACUCAACCCAGAAGACUGAUAUGAGGUUUCGCAAUAAAUCGUACUAAUACCAUAGAAAUGAAACGAAACUGAAAAUUUAUUGAAUAACACUGCUACCCUACCCCUACCUCUAUUCUGUACCCUUUACCUCAUCUAAACUUGAAAAAUAAAGAAUUUAUAAAAAAAAAAAAAAACAAUAUUAAUCCUGAGGCUAUAGGCAGCUUGAUGUUCCUGGUUUUUCAGUACCGGUUCUCUGUUUGGAUUCAUCCAUGUUCUUUUCUUUUCUUUUUAUUGAGUAUUGCUAUAUCCGCCUUGGAAUUUGAUACUUGUUACAUUAUUUGUAUUGUCACAUGCUUCAUUGUCAAACAUGUGGUCAGUUCUGAAAACCCAAUAAAAAUAGAUUAACUAAAAAAAAAAAAAAAGACCUGAGGACUUGCAGUAAAUGGAGCUCGUUGAGUGUUGGUGCUAGUCAUACAGACAGGAAUUAAGUGAGUCACAAUUGACUUGAAUUGACCCCCCCUCCCUCCUGUGCCCCAUUCAGAUUCUAAUUUCACUGCUGAAAGUUGAACCAUAUAUUUUGCUUCGAAAUGUCUGUGGUUGUGAGUUAUUCUCAACAGGAAGUGACCUUUGCUGUGUUAACAUCACGUGCAUUAUAGAAACCCCAUCUGUAAAAUAUAGUCUGUGCUUACUGUGUCAUUUCUGGUUGACAGUGCUGCUUCUAUGGAGGAUAUAACUGCAGGUUGUUAAUCUGGCAUCACCACACGUGUUUUAGUCAGUCGCUAGCCUCUUUAACUAGUUAAAUAAAACUGAAAGUAGAAACCCACACUACGCUAUCCUGGAACCGAGCGAUUCCAUCUUAGCUCAAAUUCCGUCUUUGUUAUAAGCUCUGUCUUUGCACCUCUCUGUCAGCAUAGAGAGAACAUAGAUAUCCUCUAUAUCUAUUUCAAGACUUACAGUAUACAACUGUAACUCAUUUUUCCAUGAAUGUAGAAAGCUAAACCUCCACCAAGGAUUUCAACAGUAGUUGCAAUAAAUGGUAUUAGCUACAGCUGUCAUGUUAGACCGUGUAUAAAAGCUGCCAUUGAUUGCUGGGCAUACUUUACUCUGUAAGCUGGGUAACAGGUGUCACUGCCGUAAAAUGCCAGAGUCACGUGUUAAUAUAUUAUAUGUCGUGUUAGUAUUGACACUUAGUGCCUGGAUAAUUGCUGCAAGUAGUUUAGAAAUCACAGUUGACAUCAGAACCAACAAUGGAAAAAUUAAUUUACAACAUUCUACCCUUUAGAGAUCCUUCAUGAAAAUGGAAUGUCCCACUCAUUUAAAAGCAGUAAAUUCUACACCAGCACAGGGACGUUAAGGACCAGAUUUUGGUGGUGGCCAGGGCUGCCAUAAAAACACUUGGGGUCCCAUUACAGAUCAAAUGGUUGGCCCCUCUUAUGACACACAUUCCCAGACUCCCUGAUACUAGAGUACUGGCUGAACCCCUCCCCUUCCCCCCCACAUGUGACACUAGAGACUGGAUAAAGUGUCAUUUCACCCUAAGGGAUUAAAAGUGGGUGAUAUAAGUUGUAGAUAAAUACCACUUGGACAGCUAUUUUGUUUUGGACUAAUAGGCAAAUGGUGUUUUAUCCAUAAUAAAAUAACAAAAUUCUGUUUCAUUUUAGUGUUGACACACAGCGAAAUGGCCUGGUGUUCGUCUACGAUAUGGGAGGCAGCCAGUACAGCAAUUUUGAACUGGACCUGAGCAAAAAAAUCCUGAGCCUUCUGAGAGUGAGUGAGUUUUCCAUCCCUCGAGCUGCCCAUAGUUUGGAAUUAGAUGAAGAUAAUGUAUAUGUUUAAUGGUAUUUUACUGGCAACAGUAUCAUAAGAAAGCAUUUUGGGCUUGAAAUGUUCUAAAGAUCUGAAAGGGAGCAUGAAAUGUUGGGAAACAGAUUAUAAUUAUUAUUUUUUUAUUUAUAUAGCGCCGGCAAAUUCCGUCGCGCUGUUCAAUGGGAUAGGCUGUAUAGGGAAGGAAAUCAAUUGUAGAAUAAAAAGAAAUAUGUACUAAAGCACUUUAUUGAUCGGACGACCUAUAGAAAAUAUGAGAUCUAGAGAUCAUGGCUUUUUUUUAAAGUAAUAACUGUAAUCCAGGGAGAUUUCAGACACAAACCACUAGAUUGCUGCAUGGUCAUACUAACUAAAUAUAAAAGCCAGAGACAUCAACCAACUACAGCAAAUUUUUCGUUAAUUAUAAUACUUGGCUUUAUAAGAGGUAUAAUUCUUACCCCUGAAUUUAUUCCACGUCUUUGGUGCAAACUGAUGUAUCCUUGUUGUUCCAGAAGGGGGAGUAAGAGGACAGGUGAGCUCAGGACAGGUGAGGGAAUAGAGUACAGCAGACAUAAGAAGGAAGAAAACCAAAGCCUCUUUAUCGUCAAACCAAUUAUACUAUUUGAAUAAUAAACACACAGUGGAGUUUAUUCACUAAGCUGUGAAUUGUGCAGAAUCAAUGGAAUUGAUAAUUUUAAUACAAAGUUGCUGGGUUAGAAAAGGUGACAGGUCCAGCAUUGCCUACCCUAUCAAGGUAAGGGAGGAAAAUCUUCACAAAUAUUGAACAUUUAGCAUUUUCUGUCAAUCCUGACAUUUAAUUUGUAAUAAAACCGUUAUGAAGCUGGAAUGGGUUUUACCUGUUCGUGAAGAGUGAAGUAGUGCAAUAAGUCUGAGUCUUCCUAGUGGCAGAAUGAACAGGACUACUGUUUAAAAUGUGCUAUCAAAAGGUAUGAUUUUUAACGCACUCAUUCACCUUCUAGAUUUCCCAUUAUUCUAACAUACAGAAAGUCAGGCGUAUUCACUAAUCCAGAUGCUGACCAGGGAAUUUCCAAUUUUAGUCAAAAAUAGUGGAGUAGGAAAUUCCCUUGUCACGUCCUUACAAUUCCUUGUUUAAACCUGACCAUAUUAUUAUUUGUGAAAGGGACACUAUAGUCACCAGAACAACUACAGUUUAAUGUAUUUUUGGUGAGUAUAAGCAUCCCCUACAGGCAUUUUCAUGCAAACACUAUAUUUUCAGAGAUAAUGCAGUGUUUUAUCUCUACCUCCAGUGGCCACUUCUAAGAUGGCUAUGGAAGGUGCUUUCUGGGGCAGUGCUGCACAGUGUGCAGCACUGCCGUUCAGUGUUUCCACGCUCUGCAUGGAGACGCUGAAUCAAUGCAUCUCUACGAAAAGGUGCUGAUUGGCCAAUCUGGCGUUUGGCCCCACCAAUCCCGCCUCCUUGCAGAUGUCCGCCAAUCCAAUGCUUUCCCUAUGGGUAUUGUCUAAAAAUCAUAAGAUCUGAUGUCAGCAAGAAGGCGGAUCGGAGGUGGGACCAGUGCUGGCACCCCCUGCUGGAAAGAAGGCACAUUUUGUUACCUUUUAACCCCUUAAGGACACAUUACAUGUGUGACAUGUCAUGAUUCCCUUUUAUUCCAGAGGUUUGGUCCUUAAGGGCUUAAGGGGGGGCAAGCCACCUAAAUUGUGUUUUUAACACUACACGUUCAGGAAUACAUGUUUUGUGUUCCUGACCCUCUAGUGUUCCUUUAAAGUGUGAAUUCUUAGACAAAUUGAAACAAAUAUUGAAUAAUUUCUUUUCAAUUUUGCUCUUCUGGCUAAAUUUUUUAAAUUCACUUUGAUUUAACAUCAACUCACUCAUUAGAAAAUUACCAUUGAUGUACUAUGCAUGGAAUCCCAAGUAAUGUCCAAGUGGAGCACAGUUGCCUCCUCCAAUAUACCUGCCCACUUGUAGACUGCUGAGAUUUGUGAAUCUCAUAUUGCUUGUCUAGCUAGUAACCUUGUUGUGCUUGUAGGGUGCAUUCCCGGCACGUCUGAAGAAGGUCCUGAUUGUUUCACCGCCAGUGUGGUUCCGAGUUCCUUAUUCCAUUAUCAGCAUGUUGUUGAAGGAGAAGCUACGAGAGAGGGUGAGUUUAUUUUAUUACUAUACAGGCAUUUCUUACUUUAUGAACUCCCGCCUUUAUGAACUUUUUUCUGGAUGCGCUGCCAUUUUGUUUCACCGCCAUUUUGUUUCACCGCCAUGAGAGUGCAUUGCUUUGAAGCACAAACAAGAAGAGAAGAAGAUGAAUUUGUGGUCAGGAGUAGACAAAAAGAGAGAUGAGGAUCAGGAACACAGUUCCUGAAGAUAAAGGGAAAUCUAAAAAAACAGGUUUAGAUUGUACUGUAUUCUUUUUGUGCUUUCAUGCUUUUAGAGCCUGUAAUAUUAUUGCACUGUGUGCUAUUGAGUAUAGAUUUGACUUGAGUUGUCUGUGUGUGUCUGACAUAGCUGUCUGUGUGUAUGUGUGUUUGCCAUUGUGCCAUGUUUUGGCAGGCAGCAAUAGUAAGGAGCAGGAGGAGGGCUGAAAAAGGGUAGAAGGAAGAAAGUUUGAGAGCUGUAAAAAUAAAAUGAGUAGCAGAAAAGUGAUAAAGGAGAGGGGGAAGCUGAUAAUGAAGAAAAUUAAUAAGUAGGAGGGCUUAAGAGAGGUGCCCCCAUCAAACAAGUGCAGCAUGUCUCUUCAUUGAAUAGAAUGAGGAUUGGUGAUAAUUUUGAUGAAGAUUUCAAUAUGGUAUGCAUGCCUUUAAAAUUCCUAAAACAUACAUGUAUUUGCUAUGCUUUCAUAUUGUAUUUGUACUUAAUAAUUUAGGUUUUUAAUGGUAAAAUUUGUUGGUCAGGAACGGAACCCAUGUUUAUUACAUUGCGGUCUAUGGGAAAUUAGUUCUCACUUUAUGAACGCUCACUUUAUGAACUAGGCUUCGGAACCAAUUAGUUUGUAAAGUCGGGAACUACCUGUAUAGGAAAUGCACAAUAAAAUGCCUCUAAAAAUGUUCUCUGGUCUGUUUAUUUACAUGUGUAAUUUAACUUAUGUGACAAAAGAGUCCAGUGAAUUAAGUCCCUAAAGAAAAUAUGUAUUUUCACCGAUUUUUGUCUCCAGGUAGAAUGUGUAGGCCAUAUCUCGGUUUCUUUAUGAAGAUGUUCCUCUAUCUCAUAACACGCUGUCUUUAUCUCAGUUUGCCUUUUUUGGUAGGAUGUGCAGGAUAUAGUAGAAGUUUUGUCAGACUCCUGGCAAGAUAACCAUUACAAUAAGUUGUAGUGGACUUUAUGAACCUUUAAUGAUCUUGUAUGAACCUUUAAAAAUCAUCCAAAAUUAAUUGUCUUUUAAUUUCUUGCAGGUACACAUGGUGAGUGUCAAUGAACUUCUUCAACACUUACCUCCUCAGUGCCUUCCUGAAUCUCUAGGAGGUGUUCUUCCAUGGGAUCCCGGCACUUGGAAUUGUCUCCUUCUUCCAGGCCGUGCUGGGAGGCCGGACCCCCUUGAUGAGCUUGUGCUAGUGCUUGGAAGCAAGACAGAAGGAAGUGUACAUAGGCCAGGUCCUGGUGGGAUAACCCUGGCUCAACUUAAAGAACACAUUAUCUCUGUGGGAAGACGUGGAAUUUAUGAAGAAUAUGACGAUCUUAGGAAAGAGCAGCCCGAGGGGACUUUCAGUACAUCACUGUGAGUGUAUUGGAAACAGGAAGGUUUUUUUGUUUUUGUGUGUGUGUGUGUGUGUGUGUGUUUGUUAGUUAGGUAGGAAGACAUUGAUCUUUGUGUUUUAUUUUAAAUUUAGAUUUACAUAGUAUCAGAGGCACUACCUGGCAUAUGAUGCAAAACUUUGGAAUCCCACGGUUCUGUGUACCAGACAAUGAACAUAUACAUGUGUUCUCCGCAUUACGGAGUGGAUUCUGAGUUUCCAUUGCACUGAACUAAUUGGGCGUUAUAAUUACCUGCUCUCACUUUCCCCACCUUACCCCUGUAAAUGCUCCAAUAUCUUUUUUUCUGUGGUGAUUGAAACAGAACUGCCACCUAGUUGAAGAGAUUUUAUAAAGGUCAGAGUCCUCCAUGGCAGUUUCAAAGACUGGAUAAUAAUAUGUGUGUGUGAUAGCUGUAUAGAUAUAUAUAUUUUGUAAUUUAUUUUUGCCUUUCUCUUCUUUAUACUAGAGCUGCCGUUAAUCGUGAUAGGAAUCGUUACGGCGAUGUUCCAUGCCUGGACCAAACUCGCGUUAAACUUAAACGUGUGAACUGGCAUGAGGUAUAAUAUAAAACCAUUUCUCUUCUACUUUUAGUUCAGUAGAGUCUGUAGGUAUAGUAAUGACCGGAAUCAUAUCAUAACAUGUUAAUGGUAUAGAGAAAUAUGCAUAUUACAUUGGGAAAGGUAAGAGAUAUCUGUACGUAUUAAAAAAAGAAACCGACUAAGCUGUGUUCAUACGUGUAUAACAUUAAUAUAUAUCUGUCUAUCUAUUAGGGUGAUUAGGGGUAUCAAACUGCCAUGCAGUUAUUCUAGAACAGUAUUAGCAGACAGACUAUGAAGCAUGGUGCCUAUAGGUAUUUCACCGAAAUAUAGCAAAUCUCUGAACUAGGCUAACAACUAACAAAAGAGCAUAGUAUAUACCAGAAUUACGUCCCAGGCUUUUUGGGGAUAUUUCACCAGAAUGAAGUUACCUUAUAAUAAAAUCAGUCCAUUCCAAAUAUACUAGACAGAUUUUAUCAUCUCUUCACGGCUAGGAAGACCGGGGGUUAAAUCAUAGAUUUCCAAAACUCCUAAUGCUGGACAACUGUAAAUUUAUAGUGGCAUUUACCUACAUUCUAUCUUUGCAAUCUGAGUUACAGCAGUUAGCUAGUAAAGAUUAUCCAAAGUGAGCAUAGCACCGUAAGAGUUAACCUUUUGCCGUUGAGUCUGGUACCGAUUACUGUACUACCUUUUUAAUACUGAGUACAUUUAGUAUUUGGAUAGGAUAUCUAUCAUUUUCUACUAAGAUCACUAUUGUAGCUAUGAACAUAUCACUUACACAAGCCACAAUAUAUAUUUAACACAGUUUGAUAGUUACAAUUGUAACUUUGCCGUAGUGGCGAUCACCCUAUAUAGCUGUAUAGCAAACUAUCCGAGAGCAAACAGCUUCUCUCAACUUCUUUCAGAUCUAUUGUUAAUACCAGUUCAGGUUAAUACCCACAGCAUUAAACCUGGGCACCCCGCCGUACUAGUCAAAGCUUUACAGGACUAUCUAGCAGGAAAGUUCUUACAAUAUGUAUUUUUCUGCCUAUACAUGUCGGUGAAGUUUCUACCAGGUUUUACUUCAUUACCCCUAACAUAUACACUAUUUAUCCUAUAUACACACACCUUUGAGCUAACUGCAGUCAUUUAACUACACAUAUCUAUUAGCCGAUCGCAGCCUGCUCAUCUGUAUAUAUGUUUCUUUUUUAUCUUCACAAGUGUCUUUUUUAGUUUAUACAUAGUUAGACUAUAGAGUGUGCUGUUUGUUUUGUUCACUGUCCUAUUUGUAUUUUUUACAAUUAUCUAUUAAACUAUAAGUUUCAAUUUUGGAUCAUUUAUUGGUUAAUGUUGCCCCUUCCAUCUCCUUUUUUUUUUUUCUGUCUGUCUAUCUAAUCUAUCUCUGGAAUUUAAAGCGAAUUUAACAUUUUAAGCCAAAAAAGCAAAUUCGAAAUUUUUUUAAUCAUCUGUGUUUUUAUUUUGGCGUAAAAAUUGACAUUAUAAAGAAUAACCCGUGUGUACUGUAGAUAAAUGUCAGAGCACAAUCUGCGCGUUGUGUAAAAGUAGAUGUAAAAGCUGUUUAUUUGUCUUAAAAAUAAUUUUUAGUUGACUAACCCUGGUGUGGAUAAAUGAGUCGAUCAGUCUACCAGCCAAAGCCAAAUAUUAGUUAUACAGGACCCCCUUGGGUGAGCUGCAAGUGUAGUGUAAUGUUUAGCCAACGUUAUCAGGUUAAAUUGCUAAUCGAUUACCAGACACACCAUUAACAUGCAGAAACACUAAUAUUAUUUAAAAUUGAAUAUACUGGAAGCUUAAAUUGCUUAAACUGGUUCAACCAUCCUAUGCCUUUUUUUUCAAGACAUAAAAGUAUGUUUUCUAAUUUAAUUUUUAUAUCACAAUAAAACAUCCUUUCUUAAAAGUGUUCAUCAUGUAAAACCAAUGUGCAUCCAACAUAUGAAGAGAAGCAGUGCCAGAUAGCUGUACAUCUUCUAGACAGGGAAGAUAGCCACGUAUCUAAUAGAUAGAGGUACAUAUACUGAAACAUUAUAGAAACAAAGUGGCAGAUGGCUGUGUAUUCUAUAUAGAGAGAAGCGGUGACAGACAGAUCUGCAUCUAAUAAAGAUUCAUUUUCAAAGAGGAGAGAGUCUGGACUCCUUUAACUGAGUAGUCCUAUAUGCAGAACUCGGGGUUGGCAUGCCCCAUACAUAGACAAAGACCUCGUUGUAGGUCGAAACGUUGCUGCUUUGGUUUUGAUUCUCCAAUAAAUUUGUGCCUGGAUGAUAUUCUUCUUCCUGUCUAAUAGAGAUUCAUACCUCCUAACAUUGAGAACUAUGAAUUUGGGAGGGGGUUGGGCAGGCCACGGGGUGGCUGGACAGUAACACACGAUGUGCAGGUCCAGCUAUUUAUUUAUUUAUAAAAUAUUUUACCAGGAAAGAUACAUUGAGAUGUCCUGGGUCCACAAAACAUUGCAUUGAUACAAUAGGGUACAAUAAAAUACAAAAUCAAUAUUAAUACACAAUAAAUACAAAAUUUAACAUAGAACAGGUAGGAAAUAUAUAAUCAAUCAUGACUGGUGCAUUCUGUUUUGAGAUAUGUAGAGAGGGAUCUCUUAAAGGACUUUAGGCUUGGGAAGAUUUGAGAGUGUGUGGGAGGUUGUUCCAUAAUUGCGGUGCUCUGUAGGAAAAGGAGGAUCGGGCUGCUUUCUUUUUGGUAGACUAAAUAAAGUGCUGGUACUGGAUCGGAGGUUAUAGGAGGUAGGAAUAGCUGAGGAAAGCAUUGUGUUCAGGUAGGGUGGAAGUUUCCCAGAAAAGCUCUUAAACACAAGGCUGGAAAGAUGAAGGGUGCGUCUGGAUUCCAGCGACAGCCAGUUUAGUUCUUUUAGCAUGUCACAAUGGUUGGUCCUGUAAUUACAUUGUAGCACAAAUCGACAGAACGAGUUAUACAAUGUAUUGAGUUUAUUAAUGUGGGAUUGCGAUGCAGAUGCAUAUACUACAUCCCCAUAAUCAAUGAUUGGCAUCAGCAUUUGCAGUACAAUCUUUUCCUUUACUGUAGGGCUUAGACAGGAUUUGUUUCUGUACAGGGCACCUAGUUUUGGAUAAAGUUUAGAUGCAAGCUUUUCUAUGUGCAGGCCAAAAGAUAGAUUGGGGUCUAAUAUCAUAGCCAAGUAUUUUAAAGAGUGGACUGCGGUCAGUGUGCUGACAGGCCCACCUGUAAACAGAGCCAUGUCAGCCUGUCAUGAAUGGAAGCCACGCUGACUGACAGACACUCUGGCCAGUCCUUCUGUGAGCGCUCAGACAAUGGCCGAAUACCUUGACAGCAGAGUGUUAGUACCUAUAACGAUGCACUCGCACUACAUUUUCUGGGUACUCAGUCCCUGGCAUUCCCUAGUGCUAUGCCCUGUCUCUAUAACAGGAUGUUCGGUCACAUCGAUAGAAGCAACGCAAGAUCACGGAGGAGGUUGAGUAUUGUGGGAGAGCUUUCUUUGACACAGGAAAGGAAGACUAGAUCAGAAAGGAAGAAAAAAAAGCAUUGAUUUCGUGAGAGAAAGAGAAUAGGAAACAAUAGGAGAAAGGUAAGUUUGGUGAGACCGUGCUGCUUUAAAGGACCACUAUAGUGCCAGGAAAACAUACUCGUUUUCCUGGCACUAUAGUUCCCUGAGGGUGCCCCCACCCUCAGGGUCCCCCUCCCGCCCGGCUCUGGAAGGGGGAAAGGGGUAAAAACUUACCUUUUUCCAGCGCUGGGCGGAGAGCUCUCCUCCUCCUCUCCGCCUCCGUUACGCCCGCCUUGAAUGCGCACGCAGCGGCAAGAGCUGGUAGCGCAUUCAGCCGUCUCAGGAAAGCAUUUACAAUGCUUUCCUAUGGACGCUGGCGUGCUCUCACUGUAAAUCACAGUGAGAAGCAUAGCGCUCUAGUGGCUGUCAAUGAGACAGCCACUAGAGGCUUUGGGGGAAGGCUUAACCCAUUCAUAAUUAUAGCAGUUUCUCUGAAACUGCUAUAAUUAUGAAAAAAUGGGUUAACCCUAGAAGGACCUGGCACCCAGACCACUUCAUUAAGCUGAAGUGGUCCUUUAACUAGUUAUCUUGCUAUCCCUUACUACCUCCUCUGCCAGCACUUGUUUGAUAUGCUGAAUAAUUCCACUAGGCGCAAAAACUGCCAUCUGGCUUUAAAAGAACUUUAGAAAAAUGAACUAAGAAUAAAAGGAAUCUUGAUGCCUUCCUUGCAAUAUGUGCAAACCCUGAAUAGAGCAGAGGUUCAUUUUAAAAUCUGGGAUUGUCCUCUGUAGUGAUUAUAAAACUUUGUUAAAAAGCACAGAUAUCUCUUAUUAAAAGGAGCAGACAGAUUGUUAGCCUUGUGUCUGGAACAGAGAAAUCGUCAGCUGCUGACCUCCUUCCUCUUGUUUGUCUGCAGAGACACAGUUGCAUAUUUGGUUUGUUUAGCUUCAUACACAUUGAAGACUAUGACAACUGUCUUAUGUCUUUUCAGCGCUCCGACUAUAUCAAUGCUAGCUUCAUGGAUGGAUAUUUGCAGAAGAAUAUGUACAUUGGGACUCAAGGUAAAUCUAUUUAAGGAGCUCCAUUGGUAUAACUGCACUGUGUGUAUGUGUGUCAAUCAGACAGGUACCUUUCAUAUUAAUCAUAGUGGUCUCCUAAUGACCCAGUAAUUUUUUACAUGAAAUUAAUAUUAGUUUAAAUAUUUUUAAAGGGACACUAUAGUAACUAGAACUACUACCGCUUAUUGAAUUUGUUCUGGUGAGUAGAAUCAUUACCUUCAGGCUUUUUGCUGUAAACACUGUCUUUUCAGAAAAUGCAGUGUUUACAUUACAGCCUAGAGAUACCUCCACUGGCCGCCACUCAGAUGACUGCUAGAGGUGCUUCCUGAGGCAGUGCUGCACAGUGUGACUGACAUUCAGUGUCUCCACCCUCUGCAUGUAAACACUGAACUUACCUCAAAGAGACGCAUUGAUUCAAGGCUCUGCUUUGGCUGAGAUCCUAUGGGAAAGCAUUGUGAUUGACUGAGAUCAUAAAUUCUGAUGUCAGUGAAGGGAUGGAGUGUGUGCGAAGCCAGUGCCAGUGGAAAUAAAGUGAGUUAUUAUUGUAUGCAAUGGGGACCAGAGGUGCUAGAUGGUGUUUUUAACAUUUGUGUUUCUUUAAGCUUUAAUGCUGGGACCUAUAAAAUGAUACAUUUAUUCUGUUUCAUGUAGUGCAACCUACAUAAACAAAUACUAACGUACAGAGCUAAAUGUGGGAAAAUAAAUGUAACCCAGGUAGGAUGUUAGAGCAUUCGGGCCAAGCUGGUUAUAAUUAUUGUUUGUCUAUAUAUUUCUAGAAUUUAAAAGCAUGACAUCAAGUAAUUAUGACUGUGUGGCUCUGUGCCCAAUUCUUUCCUCAGGACCUUUGGAGAACACAUUCCCGGACUUUUGGCAGAUGGUUUGGGAACAGAAUGUGUUGGUGAUAGUUAUGACAACAAGGUAACGGUGGGGACCAAAGGCUUUUGGGUUAUGAAAUUCAGCAGGAGAGUGGAAUGUUCGUUCACCUCUCUCCUCUCUGAUUCUUUACUCUAUCUCGUGCCCCAUUCAUAAUUUCCUUUAAUUCCUUCUGUUUCCACAUUUAUCUCACUGUAGGGUUGAAGAAGGUGGCCAUCGAAAGUGUGGCCAGUACUGGCCCUUGUCUCCUGGGACCCUUGCAACAUAUGGAACUGUUACUGUCAGCAACAAGGCCAUUGAGAAUCAUCAGCACUACAGAAAAUGCACCCUAGAGUUAAGUGUACGACAGGUACGACUUCACCCUACUUCUCCUUACUCUGUACUCCCUUGUUCUCCACCCUACACUCACAUUCUUCCCCUUUUUGCUCUACUCACACUCUAUAUCUCCUCCACUCACACUCUAUGGCUCCUCUCUGACUUGAUUUUUCUUCUAUAGUACCUACAAACGCCACAAUACUGGAGUAGGUUGAGAAUAUUACAAGAAUGAACCCUUUGCUAACCAAACUAGUCUAUACAAUGGCGGAGUAAGCCUGCUUCCCAAUCCAAACCCUGUGUGUUAAUAGGAAAAAAAAUCAAUAACACGGCUAUAAAUGAGCUCAUGAUUUUCCUAUAAAUUGGAUUGUGUGUUUUUAUGGUGACUAUUUUGCAUUUUAUAUAGAAAAAUACACUCACACCUUGAAACUCUGAUACACAUACACACACUCAGAUGUACACAGUGACACAUACACACAUCUAGACUAAAAAAUACACACACACUCAGAUGCACACAGUGACACAUACACACAUCUUGACUAAAAAAUACACACACACUCCGAUACACACACUGACACACACAGACACCUUAACAAACAGAUACACACACUGUCAUAUACAGUGGCGUACACACAACCCAAGGGGCCCUGGUGCGAAAACUGAUCCGUGCCCACCCCCCACGCGCUUACUCUGCGCGGGCUGGGUGCGCAACACAUGACUGCGACCCCUGCGACUGCGGUAUGUACGCCAGUGCAUGCAGAUACACAUACACUUAAAGGACCACUACAGACACCCAGAUCACAUCAGCUCAAUGAAGUGGUCUGGGUGCCAGGUCCCUCUAGUUUUAACCCUGCAGCUGAAACUGCUAUGCUUCACUGAGGGUUAAUCCAGCCUCUAGUGGCUGUCUCAUUGACAGCCGCUAGAGGAGCUUCCGCGAUUCUCACAGUGAAAAUCAGUGAGAAGACGCUGAACGUCCAUAGGAAAGCAUUGAGUAAUGCUUUCCUAUGGGCGGUUUGAAUGCGCGUGCAACUCUUGCCACGCAUGCGCAAUCGGAGCAGAGAGGUGGAUCGGGGCGGAGAGAGUCCGGUGCUUAAGACACUCACACACUCUCAUGAACAGACGCAUACACACUAGCUAACAGACACACUCAGUGACAGACAUACAUACUCAGUGGCAGACAGACACACACUCACUAACAGACGCACACAAACUAACACACUCAGUAACAGACACAAACAGUAACACACACUCACUCUAACACACACACACUCACUCUAACACACACACACUCUAACACACACACUCUAACACACACACACACACACUCUAACACACACACGUUUAAAAAAAAAAAAAUUUAAUCCCCCAGCCUCCCUACCUUUGGGAGUGCUGAGGGGAUUCCCUGGGGUCCAGUGGUGUCACCUGGUGAGCAGGCUGGCGGGCGCGCGAGGGAGCACUCUCCCCUGAGUGCUUCCUGUUCAGCUCCCUCUCGCGCCGCGUACUGAUGCCGGAGCCGGAAGAUGACGUCAGGCUCUGGCAUCAGUGCGAUGUGCAAGGGAGCUGAAGAGGGAGCACACAGGGGAGAGUGCUCCCGCGCACGCGACAGCCUGCCCGCCAGGUGACACCAGGGCCAGCCCUGAGGGGGGGCCCUGAGGUGGCCGGCUCCUGGGCCCCCCAGCAGAAGAGGAUGGCCACACUGGGUACAUCCCAGGUCGCAGGGGGGCCGGGCCCGGUCGCAGCCGCGACCCCGGUAUGUACACCACUGGUCAUAUAAACACACACACACACACAUACACAUUGGCACAUACAAACACACUGAUACACACUGGCACAUACACACACCUUGACACACAGAUACAUACACACAGACUGACAAACCGAUAACUGGCACACACAGUGAAACAUGCACACACUCUUUCCAAACAAACAUAAGGAACUGCACUUGAUCCAAUCAAUCUGAGCCAGGGUGCAACUGAACCAGAUGCUUGACAAAGACCAUAAGGUCGAAACGUUGCUGUGGGCUUCAUUAAAUUUACCAUUCUGAACCUUGGAGUGCCUGAAUCAUUUUUUGUAUGUUAUACAUGCACACACUGGCACAUACACACUCACAAUAUGACAGCCUCUCCUCUGCCAUCCAUGCUGCUCACUCUAUGGGUGGCCGUCUCCUGUCUCCUCCCUCCCUACCGUGCGUCAGCAACUCUGGGAAGCUGGGAGGAAGUGCUAUCACUUACUCCCAGUCGGCUGAUACUACAGGGGCCCGGUCAUGCUCUUAAAGGGCUGCGGCCAGUGGUGUAUCCUGGUUUUGUGCUGCCAAAACUCAGACGCCCACCCUUCCCCCCCGCCUCGCCUUCUAAAUAUACACACACACACACAUUCACCGACAGACACACAUACACUAGCUAUCAGACAUACACACUCACUAACAGACACAUACAGUCACUAGCAGACACACUCUCACUAACAGACAUGCAUACACUCUCACUAACACACACACAUAGUAACCCACUCCCUGACAUACACACACAAACUAACAGACAAACACACACUCACUAACAGACACACACACACACACACACAAACAGACAAACACACACUCACUCACACACUAACAGACACUAACAGACACACACUCACAUUAACACACUCACUUUUUUUUUUUUUAUUUAACCCCCCCCCAGCCUCCUUACCUUUGGGAAUGCUAGGGGGGUUCUCCCUUUCCCUGGGGUCCACUGGGGCUGCUGGGCGGACAGGCGGUGCUGGCGAGGGAGCAUUGAUUAGUGAGCUCUCUGCUCAGCUCCCUCGUGCGCUGCAGAGUGAUGCCGGGAGCCGGAAUAUGAUGUCAUAUUCCGGCUCCCGGCAUCACUCUGCGGCACCCAAGGGAGCUGAGCAGAGAGCUCACUAAUCAGUGCUCCCUCACCAGCGCCGCCCGCCCGGAUUUGUAGUUAACCGCCAGGCUAACAAGACGUGCCCUGGGCAUUUGGGGGCGGCUUUUUUUGCCGCCCCCUGGAAAAUGCCGCCCAAGGCAAAUGCCUUGUUUGCCACGCGGCUAAUACAUCCCUGGCUGCGGCACCCGACCAGGCCCCCGAUUUGCGAUUAUAAUUGCAGUGGCCGUUUUGUUUGGGGAAAUCACGGCGGAACCCCAUUUGUGUUCUCGCGGAACGCCAAUUGGGAAACACUGCUCUGAAGUUUCACUGCUCAAUUCUCUGCCAUUUAGGAGUUAAAUUACUUUUGUUUCUGUUUAUGCAGUCCUAGCCACUCCUGAAACAGCCUGCAUGAAAAUAAAAUGGUAUCACUUGAAUUCAGGUGUAACUUACUUUAAAAGUUUUUAUAUCCUGCUCUGGAAAUUGGCCUUUAAUCACCCACAGGAGGCUCCUGCAAGGUCUAGCAAGCUAUUAACAGAGCAAGAGAUCAGUAAUUCUAAAUUAAACAGAAUUUGCAAUAAAGGAAACGUAAACAUUAUGUGUCUCUCUAUAGAAAGUGUUUAGGAAAGCUGUGCAAGUCAUGCUGGGAGGUGUGCCCAGGGCUACAUAAACAGAGCGAUUUAGGCAGUGGGCUUGACCGCCAUGCUGGACAGCCACAUGGAGAGUAAGCUCCUCACAUGAAUUAAAUUAAAUAGUUAUAUUUGGACUUUAUUGGCUACUUUCUAACCUUUGGUGCAUAUCAAGCUGUGUCCACGAGCCACCAGGGAGCUGGCAACAACACAUCUGCAGCUUAUUUGCAGUGUGGCCUAGCAUGGGCCAAAGCGGGAGGGUCUCACUGACAAAGCUAUGGUUGAGUCCCGUUUUCCCACCAUUUGUACUGACUGUUGUUAUCCCGGUCCCCACCAGACUGCCUUGUACUACCUGCACAAUACCUACUGUGUGAAUCAGGGCAUAGUCCAGAAGUCUCGCACCUUGCUGCCUACACAAGAUGGCAAUAAUCUUCCCGUCUGCCUGGGCUCAGAGCCUCUUGAGGCAUACUCUCCUCGCAUCCACCACAAUUAUGUGGGAUCACACGCCGAAGGCUGUGUGCACCAUCUAGAUCCUCUGGUGACCCUGCAGGGGGGAAGGACUCGGUUCCUAAGAGUGCUCAAGUUCAUGGAUUGAAGAUGCAGGCAGUCAUACAGUCCUGGGACUGAAGGAGAACCCCGUUCAGGCAAGGCCCUGCAACUGUUCAACUGGACUCCUCUUCCUCCACGUCCACCGUACCGCUUAUGGGGAUCGGCUCAUCUGGCAUCAAGGCCCUCUGCUGUGGAGAGACUGUGUAGACGGCAACUGCCUGAUACAACCCAUUGCAUGACAUAUGCCCUGUUAUUGCUCUCAUUGUUAUAUACAAUUCUAUGCUGAGGUUGCAUUUCAAUCUAUCUCUCCAGAUAGAUUUUUAUGUCUCUAGCUAUAGAGUCUGUUUUCAGUUUUACGCAUGUUAGCCUAGAUUGUCUUUAAUUAUUCUUUUAUUAUUACAGAAAAGGAGCUGUUUUCUCGAGUGCUAUGUUUAUUUUGAAGUGUACGCAUAAGCUUGUUCCUGCUGUUGUGGCAUCACAAGCAUGUCUAUAACACUAAGCUUCAUAAAAUAAAGAUUGGCAAAAGAAAAACAGCAAAGUGAUUUAACUAAAUGGCAGAGAAUUAAUCAGUAAGACUGCAGGGGCAUGAUCUAUGCACCAAAACUGCUUCAUUAAGCUAAAGUUGUAUUGGUGGCUAUAAUGUCCCUUUAAGUCACCUGAGUGUCAUCCAAAUGUUUUUUAUUAAGCCCAGAUCAAAAUUAUUGAUGUAAUUGGUCAUAUACCUAAAAUGUUUGUGGGGACCUAGUGAUGUUUCUGGGACUGUAGAAUGCAAAAUGCCAACAUGGUAUUCACAUUAUUAUGUUUGUGCGCAUCUACACUAUGUAGAGCAUUGCAUGCUGGUAUUGCAGCCUUUAAAUAAGAUUUGCGGUGUACCCAGAACCCUCCCUCCUCCAUCCCCUCUUGCUGCUAGUAUGCUGCCCUAUACUUUUGAACCAUUUAGGCUCCUGAUAUUUACAGUCCCUCUGUGUGAGUGAUAGGUGCCUGACUGGUGCUGGAGCUAUAAGUGAGGGUAUUUUAAAGCGUCUCUGUCUCUUUCACUGUCUGGGGUUUCUGCAUAAUUUGCAAAGACCUCAAUCGGCACUGGAGGUACCUGUGCCGAGCGGGUACACAAGAAUACAGAAUUGAGGUCUGUGGAGGAUCCCCCAAGACCACAGGAUUCUCCAUAGAAAGAGCUUUAUUUCCCUAAAGCCAUCACUGGUGACGGCUGGUGAAAAUAACAAGGUGAGCGGUAGAUUUGCCUUUUUUUUCAAGCGGUGUCAAUUACAUUUAUAAGGGUUCAUGGUCGGUGUAUGCCGUGGAUGGCUGUAAAAGCCACUCCAUGCCAGAUCAUUGGCUUGGUGUACCCCACAAUCUAUCACACAGGGUUUUAAAUGUGCUACCCAUAAGGACAUUCAGGUAAUUGGCAAAGAGUCAGCAGCCAUCUUAGAAGUAUAUUGGCACUCUGUAGAUAGUAGCCAACAGUAAGGCUCCAGGGACGUGUAGUAAGGCUCAUUGUGUGUGUGUUUGUGUGUGUAUCCCCAGCACCUCUCUGCAUUCAUUAUAGUGGUUUUAACAUUUUUGUAUACUGUGUGUUUGGGUGAAUCCCACCAUUGUGUUUUAUUUAUACUUUAGAGUCGGGAGAAGCGAAUCAUAAGCCACUUGCAGUUCCUGAGCUGGCCUGAUUUUGGAGUCCCUAACUCUGCUGCCGCACUCAUCCACUUUCGGGAUGUUGUUAAAAAAGAGCAGAGAAGACUGGUGCGUGACCUUGGAAUGCGCUGGAAAGGUUCACCGGGAGGACCUCCCAUUGUCGUUCAUUGCAGUGCAGGCAUUGGAAGGACAGGUAAUUGAUCAGGAGCAGAGGUUAGUUGCUGUUUUAGAAUAAAAGAAAACUAGUUUUACUAAUAAAUUAAAGUUGAGGCGAGAAAAAAACGUGCUACAUUUUCCUCAUUGAUUUUUAAGUAAAUGCUAAUUCCGGUUGUAAAUCGUCUGCAUAUCCUAGAGCUAACUUUUAAAUUCCACAUCAGACACAGCAAGUCUGAAAGAUUGUUAGGGUUAUUCACCAAGGGAAGAAUUGCCAUGAAUUCAAAGUAAGUUCAAAAACGAUUUCAAAAUUAGAUAAAAAUAGCCAAAAGCGGAAAAGAAAAUAACUCCAAGUCAACUUUGUGUUUUCUUUUUCUGUUUUGGCUUUAAAUUUGAAAUUCUAUUUGAACUGAUGAAAAUUUUCAUGUUGAUGAAUAAUCCUGUGCUUCUUUACAAGUGUCCCAAAAUGCAUUGCAAAAUAUGCAGAACAGACAGCUAUCACUUUUUCAGACUUCUAACUCCUAUUUCUGUAAUCAUUCCUAGCAGUGAAAUACUGUUUUUAAAGUACAGUUUUUUUAGGCUAGUGCAGUUAUAUCCAAAAUAUGGCUCAAAGAUUGCCUUGGGAAAUGCAGAUCGUGCACGGUAUUAAAGGACCACUAUAGUGCCAGGAAAACAAACUCGUUUUCCUGGCACUAUAGGGUCUUUGGGUCCCCCCCACCCUCAGGGUCCCACUCCCGCCGGGCUGAACGGGGAGGAAGGGGUUAAAUUCUUACCUUUCUCCAGCGCCGGGCUCCCUCUUCCGACGUCAUCCGCCGAAUGCGCAUGUGCGGCAAGAGCCGCGCGCGCAUUCAAUCAGUCCAUAGGAAAGCAUUUCUCAAUGCUUUCAUAUGGACGCUGGCGUCUUCUCACUGUGAAAAUCACAAUGAGAAGCCCCUCUAGCGGCUGUCAAUGAGACAGCCACUAAAGGCUGGAUUAACCCUCAGUGAAACAUAGCAGUUUCUCUGAAACUGCUGUUUACAGCUGCAGGGUUAAAACUAGAUGGACCUGGCACCCAGUUCACUUCACUGAGCUGAAGUUGUCUGGGUGCCUAUAUAGGUCCUUUAAAUUUUGGAAUUUAGGAAAAUUUGCAUGAGGAACUGUUAGAAUAAGAAAUAGAUCUUUAGUAGGUCAUUAUAAAAUACAGUUUGUGCUUAUAUGUGUCUUACUCUUAGGUACUUUCUGUACCCUGGAUAUCUGCCUGACCCAGCUGGAGGACGUCGGCAGCCUGAACAUCCCGCAGACUGUCAGACGAAUGCGCAAGCAAAGAGCGUUCAGCAUACAGACUCCGGAGCAGUUCUACUUCUGCCACACCGCCAUUCUGGAGCACACAGCCAGCUGAUACUGGUAUCACAUCCUGCCAUCCACUGCCAAGAUCAGUGUUGGGGCCAUACAAUAGCGAGAAGCUAUCUAGGAUACUGUGAAGGCAGCAUGACACCCAGUUAUUGAUAGGUCAACUACUGAGUGCCUUAUAACAAUGAUGCACAGCAAGAAUAGUAAGCCAUCAAAUGACAAAUCACUUUAUAGUGUUCUUAUUGCUCCGCAUCCCUCACACUCUGCACACAUUACACUAUCAUACACAAACAUUACAUCCAAUGCAAGCCAUCACAAGCUGUAAUGUACCCAUCGGACAAAACAAACACCGAGACAUCAAUACCGUUUACAAAAAAAACAUAUUACAAUUACCAUUAAGGAGCAUUAAGAUUCUUAAAAACAUGGGGCUGGAGCACAUAAAUAAAUGCACCAGAAAUUACACUUACAUGUGCUUACCCUAAUACACACACAUGUAUCAUGUAUGAUUUCACCAACCUGGCCAAGUACCCACUGCUUCCGGCACCCAAUAAGGUGUGUGGAGCAGCAGACCUGGGGCUCUGAUUGGAGCAUGCAAUUCACUAGUUCCAUGUUCCAACAUACCUGUACUGUUGUAGCCAGAAGCUCAGUGUGGAGUAUGCAGUCAGGAGAUGGUUGGUUUUUAUGGCUUUUGUUUUUUAUUUUCAUUUUUGUUUUAAACUAGCCCAUCUGACAGGUUAAAGACUUAAAAUGAACGAAAAGCUUACUGUAUAUAUGGAUAGUAUAUUACCACAUAAACAAGCUUUCGUUCAUGGAUCCCCUUUCAUUUAAAUUGGAAGGGUUAUUCCAGGUAUCCGCUAACCUUUCCCGUCCAUGUGCAGACAUCCCUAUAAACAUGCACACAACCCAUUCAUAUAUGGGAGACAGACAGUCCUCCUAUAUAUGCAGACAACCGUCCUCGGACAUAUAUAGACUGGACAUGGGUAAAAAUACACACACAAGAUGUUUAUUCUUUUCUACUGUAUGUAUCAUGUCCUGUCCUGCUUUCUGUUGGAUACAUCCAGGUAGAUUGUCUUCUAUUUGAGGAGAACAAGAUACUGCAAGAGUGAUCCUGGGACCUGCAGAAGACAAUCUACCUGGAUGUAAAUAGGUAGGAAUUGUAAACUAUCACCACCUCUAAUUACCGCUGAGUGCCACAAUAGUACCCACAUAAUGCGAACGCGGCUCAGUAAGAGGUGCAUGUGGGAUUUGGUAGCUGUGGAUAAAACAUUACCGUGACAACAUCACAACAUAAGACGGGCUGCAUUCUAGAUGAUUGUCCGUGAAUUGGAAAUGUUUUUACUGUAUGAGCCCAAAUUUGGCAUGUUAUCACGUAUUUAAAAAAACGAAAUUCUAUUUUUUAUUUUGCCCUGAUUUUCCUUCCAGGCAGCCCUGGUUCUGCACAGUGUGGAAGGUCCUAUAACAUCACCCUUCAGGCAACAUAUUUAUGGUUUCUCAUUAGUACUCUCAGGAUAUUUAGCCAUACUCACAAUGCUCCUACCUACAUUUAUUUUCAUUAUUAUGCACAACAAAGCAAAAUCGCCAUCCACACAUCCCAAUAUCCAAUAAAAACUACUCUCACACUUUUCCUACCAAUUCAUCAAGUCAUAGCCUACUUAUUUCCAUCAGUCUAUAAUCCAUGACAUCUAAUCUACGUAUAUCCAUGCACACGUUAUAUAAUGUUACAGAGCACUUUAAUAUGUUGUUACACAGUAGGGAAUGCACGGUAUUUAAUCUAGUUCAGUGCAAAACAUUUCAUUUGCUGAGCUUUGCAGAAGAAAUAUGUUUUGUAUUUCCAUAUGACAACAUUCCUUUUGACUCUGUUUCUGGGCCUAGAUCACGAUUUACUUAUAGCAGCCGGCCCAUGCAGAGCAGGUAAUGUGCAUAAAUUGCCGUCGCAGAACCUGUACCAGCCAAUGAGAACUUCAGUAAGAUAAGAGGGAUGAAAAGAUUGCAAGCAAACAAGUAUGAAAGGAAGGUUUAAAAAAAAAAAAAAGGAAAUAAACACUAAGGACUAAUUAUUAUUUAUUUAAAGUCUAUUUUGCAGCAACAAAUUCAUCAAAAAUAAUUAAGGAAAAUUCACAUGAAAUUAUUCUCAUCUGUUCUUUUUCCCAUUCACUGCUAUAGGAUGGGGGAAUUAAUGUUCCCUCUACCGCCGUACUGGUCAGUAAGAUGGGGAAGUUUUAAUAGUGCAGGGUUAACCUGAUCCCUGCUAUUCCAGUGGUACUUAAACAAUUGUUCCGAUAACAUAUGUACAGAGGAUGAAUGUAAUGUAAUUAAUGGGGGUACUCAAGGAAGAGCUGUGAAUGCCCUCCUGUUCUCACACCCCUCGUGGGGUGUACGUGAAUGUAUUGCAGUAGCAGGACUAGCAUGUUCCAACUAUCCUUUUAAUGUAUACCAUUCCCAUCCUCUAGAAAGGCUGCCAAGGCAGUGCCUUGUCAUACUGACUCAAUAACACACUAAAUACAGCAAACUAAGGUCCAUAACUUCUUUCUAAAUUUAUAUGGACAUGAUAGGUUAAAUUUGCAGACUUUUCAUUCUUUCAAAAAUAAACAUGAAUAUGUUUUCUAACUUAAAAAAAAACAAAAAAAAAAACUAUAGCAUAGUUAACUAUCCAACUAUCUUCAUCUUAUUUCAUGUGGCGCAGGCUUUCAUUACAAUAAAGUCUUCGUAAUGAAAAGCAAACUUUAAAAAAUGAAAAUAAAAACUUGCUGCAGAUGAUCAAAAUUAUACUGACUAUAUAAUACAGAAUGCACACUGUAACACUCACUGAUAUUAAAUAUAAACCUUUAAUAAGUAUGCAAACAAAGAUUAUUUUUACAUAUUAUACAAAAUAGGAACAGAGUAACAGUACAAAGCAAAUUGCACACAAGAUAAUAUAUCCAAACCUUACAAGGCUCAAGGCAGAGACACAAGUCACCAACUACCCCAACGUUUUGGCAUCAACUGGCUGCCUUCAUCAAGAGUACCUGUAUCUGUG
This is a messenger RNA of Pelobates cultripes (western spadefoot toad), 26365 nucleotides long. Lineage: Eukaryota; Metazoa; Chordata; Amphibia; Anura; Pelobatidae. The record is from the annotation of a GenBank genome assembly.